Messenger RNA from Trametes versicolor FP-101664 SS1, 1599 nucleotides. RefSeq lists its product as uncharacterized. Lineage: Eukaryota; Fungi; Basidiomycota; Agaricomycetes; Polyporales; Polyporaceae. The record is from RefSeq and is a predicted model, not a curated record. The transcript has 8 exons. Bases 1 to 1599 code for a protein of 532 amino acids.
AUGACCGCUAUGAACGAAGCUCAGCUCACCAAGCUGAAGCGGCCAGAGCUCCAGAAGCUCGCGAAGAUACACGGGGUGAAGGCGAACCUCAAGACCGAUGCAAUCAUUGCGCAGCUGUUGGAGCGUUUCCCCGGUGGAAUUCCGUCCAGCGAUGUGGCCGAGGCGAACCACUCUACAGAUGGUCCUCCCACUGAACAGCCCGCAGAGAAGGCGGAUUCGAACGCUAAUCCCAAACCGAAAGGAAGAAAGAUCGCUGGGAUGAAGAAACGACCGCAGCCCAAGGUGAAUCCGCCUAAGGUGGCUGUUGCCGUUGAACAAGAGCCGGCCGCGCCGGUCUCCGGUCCCCCAGUGAAGAAGACCAAGGCGAAUCCACGGAUACAGCCUGACAAUGCACUCGGGCUGGUUGAGGAAUCUUCUAGUGCCGCUCGUGUCGUCCCGAAGUCGAUCAAGAUGACCAUAAAGGUCCCAGCAAUGACUCCGAAAUCGGCAGCAGCCGUCAAAGGCGCGAACGCUACGCGUCGUUCACCACCUCAAGCCGCUGCCUCGAGCGUUUGCACCCGAACGGAUGCUGAAAAAGACGAUACACAGGUUCCAGAGAUACCCGAAGGGCUAGGGCCCAUGUAUUCCAUUUCGACCGGAAUCCCUGGCUCCACUAAACAACGAGUGAUCAUGGCUUACCAACGGCAUAUGGUCCCGAACCUGUCCGAAGCCGUUUCCCGUGCGAUUAACGGUCCCACCCCCCUUGAUCCCGCCAGGAUCACGUACGACCCCCCUGAGAGCGACGCGACGUUCGACAAGUCUACGUCCACCAACCACCCAGUGUUCACCUUCCCUUCUCAUGCACCCACCGACCACACGAUUGUGUACACGCCCUCUACGCCGCCCCGCAGCCGCGCCCCCGGCGCCGCCGAGCGCCCACCGCCCACCGCCCCGCUUCUCGCUCCGCCAGCCGUGCUUGAGCCGCCGCGCGGCUCCGCGGCAGACACUGAGGUAGUGGUUCGCAAGAUGGCCGACAUCUCCGCGGAGCACAAGAAGUUCUGGCCGGAAGUGCUCGCGUACGGCGCGAAGGCGACCACGCUCGCGAGCUCUGUCCCCAACUUGCGCAAACUGGUGCGACAGGAGCGCGCAGAACGCCUGCGCAUGCACGACUACCUCGCGUACUGGCACGCAGUCACGCCGGGCUGGACAGAUGACGAGAUCUGGUGCGAGGCGAACCCGACGCGCAUCGACGAAUCGGGGCGCGAGGUCGAGGUGUUGUCCGACGAGGAGGACCCGGUCAUUCGCCAACAGUUCCGUCGUGUCACUGGUGCGAAGGCCACCGAGAUCCUGAUGCGCCGUCGUGCGUAUCGCCGUGACUCUGAUGAGGAGGUAACACGUAUUUCUGAGGUGUUUGAGCUGACGGCAGAGCGCAAAUUGGUGCUUCCCGGAUCGGGAAGCAAGAAGCGUCGCUGCACACCCAUGGAUGAAGUCCCGGCAGGGAAACGGCAGAGCAAGAGGGCGCGUGGGGCGGAUACACCUGCGAAGGCUGCCGGGACGGUACCCGCUGCCUCUAUCCCGCCCCUAGGUGCCAUCACGGAGGACUGCGAGAUGUCAGACUAG